Zasmidium cellare ATCC 36951 is the source of this 2928-nucleotide messenger RNA. RefSeq lists its product as uncharacterized. The transcript is spliced from 5 exons. Bases 1 to 2928 code for a protein of 975 amino acids. The record is from RefSeq and is a predicted model, not a curated record. NCBI's taxonomy places the organism in Eukaryota, Fungi, Ascomycota, Dothideomycetes, Mycosphaerellales, Mycosphaerellaceae.
AUGAAGACGGCUUUUUCCUUUACUUUCGUCCUUGCUUUCGCUCAACAUUGCUUUGGGGCUACUCAUGAGGGUCGUCCUAAUCUUGGGACUUUUCAACAGCCAUCUGCAUACGCCCGUCCAAGGUUCCGAUAUUGGGUGCCAGAUGCGUCUGUGAAUCUGUCAACGAUUCGACAAGAUAUUGAAGAUGCAGGCAAGAUAGGCGCAGGCGGCGUCGAGUUGCUUGGCUAUUACAACUACGGCGAUAUUGAAUCGGGAGCAGGCGUCAUACCCGUAGAUUGGGCAAAGUAUGGCUGGGGUACGCCAGCUUGGAGGGAUUUGCAAGAUGCAGCACUGCAGGCAACCAAGGACAAUAAUCUUGUCAUUGAUCUAGCCCUUGGGCCGAAUCAAGGAGCAGGCGUUCCAGCUCCUGUCGAUGCCGACAGACUGCAGUGGGAUCUUCAGCCAUUCAAUGUUUCCAUUCCAGUCGGCGGUAGUUUCGACAACACUCUACCUGGAUGGGGAACUGGCCCGCUCGUUUCAGCCUCGACUGGUCUGGUGAGACGUUCAGCGAACAUCAGCUCUGUCAUGACAUAUACCUUGUCUGCUGAAUCUCUCCACGAUGUCACAGAUCAGGUCGCUCCUGACGGCCAACUCGCCCUCGAUUUCACUGCUGAUGGCACGGGUGAGCAAUAUGUCAUAUUCGCCUACUAUCUUGUCCACACGCAGUACAGGGAGCAACAGACACCUGAGCUUGUGGUAUCGGGCAAAGGUGUCGAGCAGUCACCAGUGACAUCCUUUGUCCAAAAUGGCUCCUGGGUUGUCGACCAUUUCUCACGGAAAGGUGCUGAAGAGAUGUCGACAUUCUGGAAGACCCAUUUGCUGGAAGGUGGCCAUACUUCAGAGCUUGUACGACAAGUUGGCCGCUACAUGUGGGAAGACUCCCAAGAGUUCAAAGCCAACAUUCUUUGGACGCCUAACGUGCCGGUUGCUUUCAAAGUCCAACAUGGAUACCCCAUCGGCAAGUACAUUCCAUUGUUAAUGCAUGACAACUCGGGAGGAAUCAGUCUCUUUGGGAGUACUGCCACUUCAGUUUUCGUCACGGAUGAAGCAGAUUCUGGUGCUUCUCACGUGGUUGACUUUCGACAGACGAUGACCCUCCUGAACCAGGAUUACUUGAAUGGCCUGACCGAGUUUGCAAACUCAAUCGGAAUGCAGUCUUCUGCUCAAGUGGCGUACAACUUUCCACUGGAUAUGCUGUCGAACGUGCCUCGUGUCGACGCGCCAGAAUGUGAGACUCUCGGCUUCUCGCAUACCAUUGAUAGCUAUCGCCAAUUCGCAGGGCCUGCCAACCUUGCUGGCAAACGGGUCAUCUCUUCUGAAGCAGGGGCAACGCCUUUAGAUGCAUUUCAGCAGACAGUCCAUGAGCUAUUGUGGCAGCUGAAACGAUCCACAGUUGGUGGUGUGAAUGCUUUCAUUCUCCAUGGGAUGCCCUACUCUGGUUUUUAUCCCAACACGACAUGGCCCACGUAUACGACUUUCACUUACAUCUUCUCCGAGAUGCACAAUCGUCACCAACCUGGAUGGCAAUACUAUCGAGCGUUCAUGGACUACACCGCCAGAAGCCAGCAGAUAGCUCAGAGCGGUGUGCCAAAGGCUGACGUCGCGUUCUGGCAGAAGAAGACCUCGUACACCACUGUGCCCCGGUCAUAUCAGCCAACAGAUCUUGAACAAGCCGGAUACACGUAUGAGUAUCUGUCGCCGGACGACUUCUCUUUGCCGGGUGCCUAUGUUGAGGGUGGCAUUUUAGCACCCCAACAGCAAGCUUUCAAGGCUCUGAUUGUUCGUAGCAAUGAGACUUUGACAGCAUUCGGUGUAAGCAAGCUCGAAGAGUGGGCGAAAGAUGGACUUCCGAUCAUCUUCUCUGGUGGCGUUCCCGUUAAUGUGUCAGGUACGGUGUCUGCUGGCGAUCAUCAGAGGAUCAAUGCAUCACUCGCUCGGAUCACCAAGCUGCGGAACGUGCAUGUUGUGCCUGCUGCUGGACUUGCGCAGUCACUGUCCUCGCUUGGUAUUCGUCCUAGAGUCUCGCUUUCAGGAUCGAACGACAUCUGGUACACUCGGUGGUGGGAAAGCGCAGAGGAGACCACAGUAUUCAUCUACUGGGACACCCUGGCAGCGUCUCCUCCAACAUCGAACAAGACCGUAAAGUUCGCCGCUAAUAGCACGCCAUGGGUUUACGAUGCUUGGACAGGGGUGCAGAAUCCAGCGAAGGGGUACUCGCAGAGUGGGAACACCACGACGAUGGUAUUGACAUUGGCUGGCAACCAAACGGCAAUAAUUGCUUUCAAAAAGCAUGACUCAAGGAGGCUAACUGGAGAGCAUGCAGCUACAGGCGUCCGUGAAGUUGACCUGAGCCGGAACUGGACGUUGACAGUCGAGUCUUGGAUGCCUCCCGACGAUAUUUUCGACAUCGAGGGUACUGUCAAGGAGAACAGCACGUACUCAAUCGAUCGCCUGCUUCCUUGGAAUCGACUGUCUGUCGGGACGAACUUGACAUUCGUUUCAGGGCGUGGCUUUUACCAGUCGACGUUCGUGUGGCCACUCUUAGCUGGCGAGUCCAUCGCCAACGAAGCAGUGAUCUCGAUGAGUCCUAUCAUUCACACAGCCGUGCUGUACGUGAACGGCCGUGAAACACCACCUUUGGAUGUCACAGCUCCUGAAGUCGACAUCUCUGGCUACCUGCAGAAAGGCGUGAAUACAAUCGACAUUGUCGUCAGCACGCCGCUGGGGAAUGCCAUGAUCCCAGUCAUUGAUAAGCUAAAGACGAUGGGUGCUUCAGCAGUAUCCCUUCCAGAAGACAUGGCCUCUUUGUUCGGCGGGGCCGCUUUAAUUCAGCCCAAGGAGUAUGGCUUGGUUGGUGAUGUCGUUUUGAAGGUCAGGAAGAGAGAUUGA